This is a messenger RNA of Doryrhamphus excisus (bluestripe pipefish), 3311 nucleotides long. It is a transcript of the gene arhgap36, whose product is annotated as Rho GTPase activating protein 36. The record is from RefSeq and is a predicted model, not a curated record. Gene Ontology annotation, biological process: signal transduction. Lineage: Eukaryota; Metazoa; Chordata; Actinopteri; Syngnathiformes; Syngnathidae.
AACAACACGGGUUGUUCCUUUCAUUUUCAUAGUAACAUUCUACCAAAUAAUAGGAAUAGCACAUUUUGUCAGUUUGUUAGCAUAUAAGAUAACUAGCAUUGUUGUCCUGGAAACUUGUUGACUUGUGUGUGGUUCUUGCUUACAGGUCCCCAAUUGUAGUAUUUUUCACCAGUUUCACUACUGGGAACGCACUGUUUUGUGUCUGUAGCUUUAAAGAUAAAGAGGUGUGUUUGUUUGUGUGUUCACUUUUUAUAUGACAUAACUUGUAAUAAUAAUAUUUGCCAUGUAUCACAUGUAAUAAUGUAACAUUAAGAUGUGGGACAGAUCAAACUUACACCUCUGUUGGCUGAGCUAUACAAAGUGGUGGGCGUAUCGAUUUUGGGGGUGGGUCAGAGGUGCUAGCACAUCCAUGAGCUGUGUUUGAGAAAUAUUCCAUGCAUGAUCCCAUAUGCACAUGUACGUGCAUUUUUGCAGCAAAAGGGUCAGACAAGCUCGUGAUGAAUCUCAUCUUUGACCCUCUUGUCUCUUUUUGGGUACCUCCUUUUUCUUCUCCUCAUAUGCCCCCUUUUCCUUUCAGAUGACAUUUUAGUGUGUAUGCUUUCCUAGCUCCGUCAUGUCUGCCACUACUAACCUCCCCUCCUCCCUCCUCGUCUUGAUGUUCUCCAGCUCCUGGAAGUCACAACAUGCACUCCUCCUCCUUGUAAUCCAACUCUUUUCUCAGCACCUCCCUCCCUCCUUUUCCACCGUCUCUCUCAUUCCGCAUGCUUCCACUCACUCCAACUUCUCAUUCGACUCAAUGGGGUCAGGAUAGUAUUGUGGUGAGGGAUAUUAUUUUUGCCAGGAAGAAAAAUCCCAACCCAGGGGGGCCUCACGUGGGCGACCAUGUUGGGUCAGAGCGUGCGUCUGCAGCCCGUGGCCAUCCAGAACCUGUCGGAAGUGGAGCGAGCCAGACUCCAGCAAGUGGCCUUGUGUCACCUUGACCAGAGGGACCUGGACUUUAAGAUCAGCAUUCCCAGAGAUGUACGCAAACGGAGAAAAUCCCUACGCAGGAAAUUUGACUCUUUUUCCAAGGAAAAAAAGGAGCGUGUAGAGUCGGCCCCCAAGGCGUUUGGCAUCCCGCUCUCACAGGUCAUAGCCAACGACCGUGCCUUCAAGCGGCGUCAGGACGCCCUGAAGGAGAGCAGGCGUGACUGCUUGGAGCUGGAGGCCAGCGUCUUGCGCUUUAGGUCAGAGAAGAGGCAGUUUUUUAACGGCAACAAUCCACUGGUGGGCUCCUCCUCUCUUUCGGGUGGUCUUGCCUCGCCACCGGCCAACUCUGUGGCCCCGGCGCCGCCGUCUGAGGUGCAGAACAAGCUGCUUUUGGACAAUUACGGGCGUGGACAGAGACGGGGCGGCCUGUCCGUGGACUCCAUUUCUGACCUGGUGGACAGUCAGUCUCGCCUGCUGGAGGCACUGCAGCUCUCCCAUCCAGCUGAACUGGAGCUGAAGAAGAGCGGCAGCUCUCAUGAGGGGAGGAGCCAAAGCAAGCUGAGCCUCAACCCCAUCUACCGGCAGGUUCCGCGGGUUCUGGAGCGCUGUUGUCGCCACAUCGAAACUCACGGUCUCCAGACGGUGGGCAUCUUCCGAGUGGGCAGCUCCAAGAAGAGGGUGCGGCAGCUGAGAGAGGACUUUGACAUGGGCGUGGAUGUGCAGCUGGACGAGGAGCAAAGCGUGCAUGAUGUGGCAGCCUUACUGAAGGAGUUCUUGAGGGAUAUGCCGGACCCGCUGCUCAGCAGGGAGCUGUACCCCGCCUUUCUGCACGCAAACCUUCUCCGAGGAGCAGAGCAGCUCCAGUACCUGCAGCACCUCCUCUACCUUCUGCCUCCCUGCAACUGCGACACGCUGCUGCGGCUCCUCACCUUGCUGCACACGGUGCAAAGCUUCGCACAGGACAGUGUCGGCACCAACGACGAGGAGAUCCCUGGAAACAAGAUGACCGCCGCCAACCUGGCCGUCAUCUUUGGGCCUAACUUGCUCCAGAAGGAAAGAGGGGGAGACGUGAGCCUUCACGCCAUGGGCAUCGAAGACAGCACGGCCAUCAUUAACGUCACGCUGGUGCUCAUCCAGAACUACAGGAGGCUCUUCAUGGUAUCGGCCGAGUUGCAACAAGAAGUCUUGAUGAGUCUUAUCCAGACCGAUCCAGAUAUCAUCGACUAUCUUCUCCGCCGUAAACUCAGUGGCAGCCACAUGACAGCGGAGACCAGCGGCGAGUCGGGGGGCCGCCGAGACACUGGGGCCUCUCUGGACUCGGUGGGCGCCUCCAGCGGGAGUCUGUCACCGCUAGAGCCCCCCUCACCCCUCUUCCCGCCCGACGGGAGUGGCUGCGAGGGUAGCCUAACCAGCGAGGUGUUCCUGAACGUGCUUAAACUGAAUCAGAGUCGGAAACGCCACGACUCCAGAUACGGUGAUAUCCGGCCCGGUAAAUCCAUCAGCCUCAUGCGUCAAUUCCAUUCCCACCAUAACCUGCUGAGCCUGGCCCAGCAUCCCUCCUUCUGCUCCGCCGCCUCCACCUCCAAUCUGCAUGAUCCAGACGCAGGGGUCGAGCGCGGGGGGUUCAUGUUGAGUGGCGAGGGCAGCGGCGGCUCUACCGAGAGCAGCAUUUGGGUGAGGCAGACGCCUACCGCAGAGGGUAAGGCCUCACCCUCAGCCAGCUUCUGGGACUUCUUCACGGGGAAAGGGUCGAGCUCCGAGACCGUGGUAUGAUGGGUGGAUGGAGGGUCAGAAGUUAAAAAGUUAUGCUCAAAAUGUACUUUUGAGUUUGACGUCUAAAAAAUGCAGUGGCCAUGUAUGCGCCUCAUGUGUACAUAAUGUAUUUUUACACAUUAUAGAGCUACACAAUUAAUUGUAGCAUCCUCUUACAACCCUAUUUUUGCUUUAUUUUUGUGCGGAAUAUAUGUAAUAAAGUGUCCGUUGUAAGCAAGUUAAAACAGCCAUCAGUUUGUGUCGCAAGUCAAAAUGGAGCCCCAACCACUGAUGGCGUUGUACGCUACUUUUACCACCAGGGGGCAGCAUGUACCACCUUUGACAUUUAAGUUCUAUUAACUGGAUUCUGAUGUACGCUAUUUUAACCACAAGGGGGGGGGGUGUACCACUUAUACCGGUGGGCGCUAUAAUUUAGAUAAAUAUGAAUUAGCCCCCUCAAUAAUCCUAUCCUGUGGAUUAUUUCAAGCAAGCCGUUUAUUUUAUAUUCCAAUAAUAUCUGUAUUUAUGUACACAUGAACAUCUCCCAUCGCACGCUCCCUUCAAAUUAAAGCCAAAAUGUAAAAGUCUCA